Malania oleifera is the source of this 2616-nucleotide messenger RNA. RefSeq names its product E3 ubiquitin-protein ligase COP1-like. Gene Ontology annotation, molecular function: protein binding; ubiquitin protein ligase activity. The record is from RefSeq and is a predicted model, not a curated record. The transcript has 13 exons. Gene Ontology annotation, biological process: proteasome-mediated ubiquitin-dependent protein catabolic process. The coding region runs from base 191 to 2266 and encodes 691 amino acids. NCBI's taxonomy places the organism in Eukaryota, Viridiplantae, Streptophyta, Magnoliopsida, Santalales, Ximeniaceae.
GGGUCGUUUCUACCCUCACAAAUCUCCCUCUCUCUCUCUCCACGACAACAUCAGUAGUCAGCACGCCCACUCUGCUUCUACCUCGUGUCGUUUCGUACGGACUUCCCCUCCCUUCUACUUUAAGCAAAUUACUCCUCUCUCUAAUCAGUGAUCACUGAAUCGAGAGAGAGAGAGAGAGAGAGAGAGAGAGAUGGGGGAGAGCUCAGUGGGCGCACUGGUGCCGUCCGUGAAAGCGGAGCCCGCCCCGUCCUCGGCCGCGGAGCCUCCGCUGCUGUUAUCUCCGUCGGCGGCGGCGGCGGAGGAGGAGGCUGAAGUAGAAGUAGAAGUAGAAGCGGAAGCGGCAGAGCUGCGAGAGAGUGGAGCGGCUGACUCGGACAGCGACUUUCUGUGUCCGAUAUGCAUGCAGUUCAUCAAAGACGCGUUUCUAACGGCCUGCGGCCACAGCUUCUGUUACAUGUGCAUCUUCACUCAUCUUCGCAACAAGAGCGAUUGUCCCUCCUGCGGUCAUUUCCUCACCAGCAACCAGAUCUUCCCUAAUUUUCUCCUCAAUAAGUUAGUGAAGAAGACUUCUGCUCAGCAGAUAGCAAAAGCAUCAACUCCAUUUGAGCGACUUCGUCAAGCAUUACAGCAGGGUUGUGAAGUUUUGGUUAAGGAGCUAGAUGGCUUGUUGUCUCUCCUUACAGAUAAGAAGAAAAAAAUGGAGCAAGAAGAAGCUGAGGCAAAUUUGCAAAUUUUGCAUGAAUUCUUGCGUGGUUUAAGGAAGCAAAAGCUUGAAGAGCUCCACGAGAUACAAACUGAUCUCCAAUACAUUAAGGAGGAUAUAAAUGCUGUAGAGAGGCAUAGAAUAGAUUUGUAUCGAGCGAGGGAGAGAUACUCUGUGAAAUUGAGGAUGCUUGUUGAUGAACCUGCUGCAGCAAAAACAUGGCCCUUGCCAAUCGACAAGUGUACCAGUGGCAUUAUUUCUAAUGCACACAGCAUACAAGGCUGGACGGUUUCAAGCAAUUUGCAGAACAAGAAGCCUGAUGUAAAGGCUCAAGCAAAUUCUCAGGGACUCCAGAAAAAGGAUGCUUACUUUGGUUCAGAUUCACUUGUUACUCAGUCAGGACAGGCUGUUGCAAGAAAAAGACAGGUUCAUGCUCAGUUCAAUGAUCUACAAGAGUGUUAUUUGCAAAAACGGCGGCAUUGUAGCAGACAAUCUCAUAAACAGGAAGAAAAGGAUUCCACACCUGUUAGGAGAGAAGGAUAUCAUGCAGGUCUUGAGGAAUUCCAAUCUGUGCUAACAACUUUCACACGAUAUAGUCGGCUGAGGGUCAUUGCAGAACUUAGGCAUGGGGAUCUUUUUCAUUCUGUCAAUAUUGUUUCAAGUAUAGAAUUUGAUCGUGAUGAUGAGUUGUUUGCAACAGCUGGAGUUUCACGACGAAUCAAGGUUUUUGAGUUUUCCACGGUGGUCAAUGAACCUGCUGAUCUGCAUUGUCCCAUUAUCGAAAUGUCCACGCGAUCCAAGCUGAGUUGCUUGAGUUGGAAUAAGCACACAAAAAACUAUAUUGCUAGUAGUGAUUAUGAGGGGAUCGUAACUGUUUGGGAUGUAACUACUCGUCAGAGUGUGAUGGAAUACGAGGAGCAUGAAAAACGAGCAUGGAGUGUUGAUUUUUCACGCACAGAACCUUCAAUGCUGGUAUCAGGCAGUGAUGAUUGCAAGGUCAAAGUUUGGUGCACAAAGCAGGAAGCAAGUGUUCUCAAUAUUGACAUGAAAGCUAAUAUUUGUUCUGUUAAAUAUAAUCCGGGAUCUAGCAUUUAUGUGGCGGUGGGUUCUGCGGAUCAUCAUAUCCAUUAUUAUGAUCUCAGAAAUAUCAGCCAACCACUGCACGUGUUCAGUGGGCAUAGAAAAACUGUUUCAUAUGUAAAAUUCUUAUCUAGCAGUGAGCUUGCUUCUGCUUCCACUGACAGCACAUUGCGCUUAUGGGAUGUAAAGGAAAAUUUGCCAUUGCGCACAUUUAGAGGCCACACAAAUGAGAAGAAUUUUGUGGGUCUCUCAGUUAACAGUGAGUACAUUGCUUGUGGCAGUGAAACCAAUGAAGUUUUUGUUUAUCACAAGGCAAUCUCGAAACCUGCAGCAUGGCAUAGGUUUGGAUCAUCAGAUGUGGAUGAUACAAAUGAUGAUUUAGGAUCAUACUUCAUCAGUGCUGUGUGUUGGAAGAGUGAUAGCCCGACAAUGUUAACUGCCAACAGUCAAGGAACAAUCAAAGUGCUUGCACAAGCAGCUUGAAAGCAAAAAUAAAAGAUAUAAGUUAGAUGUGGAAAAUCCAUUGCCUGAAGCCUCGAGAUGUUGUUGGUGGUGAGAAUUCGUGUGUAUAUUUACCCAUUUCCUCAGCUUGUAGGUGCAUUUAUAAAAAAUAGCAAGGCAGGUGCAAAAAAAAAUAAUUAAGAACAGCACUUAAGGAGGGCUGUGUAAAUGUUUCCUUUAAUGUAAGCUAUUGUAAUUGAGCGUCUUAUUUUGAGAAGAUUUGAUUCUUGGCUGAAAGUAUCAAGUCCAUUCUAGGCGUGAAAUUGAAAUACCAUACCAUCUCUUGUAUUCCCAUUUUUUAAGCAAGCAAUUACAAAGAUGGAGAUUUGUGA